AUGACCGUGUGUGUGUCUCUGCCAGCUUCCAUCAAUGAAGAUGAGCAGGGCAUCAUCCCACGAGCCAUGGCCGAGACCUUCAGGAUCAUCGAUGAGAAUGACCUGAUCGACUACACAGUCCGAGUGUCCUACCUGGAGGUGUACAAGGAGGAGUUUCGGGACUUGCUGCAGGUGGACACAGCCAGCAAAGACAUCCAGAUCCGGGAGGAUGACAAGGGGAAUGUUGUGCUCUGCGGCGUGAAGGAGUUGGAAGUGGAAGGGCUGGAUGAGGUGCUGAGCCAGCUGGAGAUGGGGAACACAGCCAAACACACAGGAGCUACCCAUCUCAACAGGCAGUCGAGCCGCUCGCACACCAUCUUCACGGUGACCAUGGAGCAGCGGCGCGGGACCGGCCGCCUGUCCCUGCACCGCCGCCCCCCCACAGCGCCCGCCUCGGGACAGGUCCUGGUUUCCAAGUUUCACUUUGUGGACCUGGCAGGCUCAGAGCGAAUUGUGAAGACAGGAAACACAGGGGAGAGGCUGAAGGAGAGCAUCCAGAUCAACAGCGGCCUUCUUGCUUUGGGUAACGUCAUAAGUGCCUUGGGAGACCCUCGGAGGAAGAGCAGCCAUAUCCCCUACAGGGACUCCAAGAUCACCAGGAUCCUGAAAGACUCCCUGGGGGGGAACGCCCAGACGGUGAUGAUAGCCUGUGUCAGCCCAUCCUCCUCCGACUUCGACGAGAGCCUCAACACGCUGAACUACGCCAGCCGGGCUCAAAACAUCCAGAACAAGGCUGUGGUGAACUGCCGCAAGGAGACGGAGCACAUCGAAGAGCUUCACCUGCAGAUCAAGAAGCUGCAGAAGGCGCUGGAGCAGCGGCACCGCUCCGAGACCCGCAUCAUCCACCGCUCCGCCACCGCCAAGGCGUGCGCGCCGGAGCCCGCGGCGCGGCUGCUGGCCGAGUGCGCCCAUUACCGCACCUGCACCGACGCUGCCUACCGGCUGCUGAUGGAGCUGCAGGAGGACAGCAACCUGACGGUGGAGCAGGUCCUGCGGGUGAAGGAGUGGCUGUGCACGGGGGAGAGCGAGAGGAGCGAGCUGACCUCGGCCGGGCUGGAUAGCGGCAUCGAGAGCACCUCGACGGAAGAGCAGAGCCCCGAGGCACAGGGCUCCAAGCUGGCAAAAGCUCGGGUAAUGGUGAACACUGAGAAGGGGAGUGAGUCCAUCAAAGACGAGCAGGUUGCCAAACUUCAGAGGCAAGUGGAGCGCCUGGAAGAGGAGAACCGUGAUUUCCUGGCUGCCCUGGAGGAUGCCAUGGAGCAGUAUAAGCUGCAGAGCGAUAAGCUGCAGGAGCAGCAGGAUAAGAUCUCAGAGCUGCACAUACGCUUGGAGAUGGCAAUGCCAAACACGUGUGUGCCAGAACUGCUGGAAAGCCUUCACCUGGUGACUGCUGGCCAGAGACCCCACACGGCCCCUCUGGAUGCUGCCCCAUCCCACAGCCUCACUGGGGUUCCCUCUGGGCUCCUUCCCACUGAGCAGAGCAGAAGAGUCCUUUGCAGGAAGCAGCUCGACAGCAGCUCCUCCUUCCAGCAGGAGGACACAGCAGGUUCACACCUGAACCACACACAGAGCUCAACCAGCAAGGCAGAGAUCAAAGAUGCAGUGCUGAGGAGGGAGCUCAGCCAGGACUCAGAGAAGCCAGCAGAGCUGUCCUCAGGAGAGGAGGAGGAGGAGUGGGAACAGAAACGGUCCCUGUCCCAGCGCCGAAAUGGGAUCCAAAGCUGGAACAAGAAAGAGAUUUGCAAGCUGAGCGAGGAGCUGAACCAUCCUUACCCAGAAAUCUGUGUUGCAGAGGUCUGCAGGAGGCGGGAGCUGCUGCUCAGUCCCUGGGAGCGCCUGCCAGGGAAGGACUCCGAGUGGAGGCUGGCGCAAGCACAGCAGAAGAUCCGAGAGCUGGCGAUCAACAUCCGCAUGAAGGAGGAGCUGAUCACGGAGCUUAUUAAGACAGGCAAGGACGCCCAGGCUCUAAACAGACAGUACUGCCAGAAGAUCAGUGAGCUGGAGCAGGAGGCAGAGCAGGUGAGGACAGAGCUGAAUGACAGCCAGAAGCAGCUCCAGGAGCUGGAGGGCAAGGAGCCAUGGGACCCUGGGGAGAAGUGCAAGCUGCAGGAGUACCGCACACGUGUGGCAGCCGCACAGAGCAAGGCACAGGUUCUGUGCAAGAAGAAACAAGCGACAGAGAGGCUGGUGUCUCUCUCAGCCCAGAGUGAGAAGCGAGUGCAGGAGCUGGAGAGGAACAUCCAGCUGAUGCGGCGGCAGCAGGGGCAGCUGCAGCGCCGCCUGCGGGAGGAGAGCGAGCAGAAACGGCGGCUGGAGACCGAGGUGAACAAGCAGCAGCACCAAGUCAAGGAACUGGAACUGAAGCAUGAGCAGCACCAGAAAAUCCUCCGCAUCAAAACAGAGGAAAUCGCAGCUUUCCAGAGGAAGCGCCGCAGCGGCAGCAACGGCUCAGUGAUCAGCCUGGAGCAGCAGCAGAAAAUUGAGGAACAGAAGAAGUGGCUGGACAUGGAGAUGGAUAAAGUUCUUGAGCAGCGCCGGGCCCUGGAUGAGCUGGAAGAUGAGCUGCGGAAGCGGGAGGCUAUCGUGGCCAAAAAGGAAGCCCUGCUGCAGGAGAAGAACGGCCUGGAGAACAAAAGACUGCGCUCCAGCCAGGCCUUGACAGAUGACAUAGUGAGUGUGUCCAGCCGCCUGGAGCACCUGGAGAAGGAGCUGACUGAGAAGAAUGGGCAGCUGCGCCAUGGCAGUGCCCAGGACCAGCAGCAGAUCCGCCAGGAGAUCAACAACCUGCGCCAGGAGAAGGACCAGCUGCUCAAACAGAGGUUGGAGCUCGACAACAAGCUGCGUCAGGGCACCCUGCUGUCCCCAGAGGAAGAACGGAUCUUGUUCCAGCUGGAUGAGGCAAUCGAGGCUCUGGAUGCAGCCAUUGAGUAUAAGAAUGAGUCCAUCACAUGCAGGCAACGAGUCCUGCGGGCCUCGGCCAGCCUGCUGUCCCAGUGUGAGAUGAACCUCAUGGCCAAGCUCAGCUAUCUCUCCUCCUCCGAGACCCGAGCUCUGCUCUGCAAGUACUUUGACAAGGUGGUGACACUGCGAGAGGAUCAGCACAGGCAGCACAUUGCCUUCUCAGAGCUGGAGAUGCAGCUGGAGGAGCAGCAGCAGCUGGUGCACUGGCUGGAGGCAGCCUUGGAGCGCCAGCGCCUGGAGAUGGACCGUCAGCUCACCCUGCAGCAGAAGGAGCAUGAGCAGAACAUGCAGUUACUGCUCCAGCAGAGCCGUGAGCACAUGGAUGAGGGGCUGGCCAGCAGCAAGCUGCAGUAUGAAGCAAGGAUUCAGGUGCUGGAAAAGGAGCUGAGCCGAUACAUGUGGGCAAACCAGGAGCUGAGCCAGAGGCUGAGUAACAUAAACCUGCAUCCUGGACAGACCAAAGCAGGUAUGGAGAGGAGCAUUCCCGGGGCUGGGGACAGAGCUGUCCCUGUGCUGAACACCUGUGAGGAGCCCAGCCUGGGGGAACAGCUGGUGCCUCUGGCUGUGACUGAAGAAAGCCAUCGGGUGAGGGAUGAGAGCAGGGACCUGGUGCACGCCCCUUUGCCAUCCACCUGGCGCCGUUCCUCCCUGCCCAACGACAGCCCCGGGGAGCUCCGGCAGAGGGAGGCUGAGCACUUGCCCAGAGCAGCACAGCCCCAUGAGCUGCACCCACCACGGGGUCCAGCCCCGGCCUCCAGACCCCGCCGGGAGCUGCGCAGAGCCAGCCCAAACAUCGCCCCCAUGCCUUACCACCCGGUGAUGAUAGACGUGAGGAAGAACCCACUCUAG
Messenger RNA from Chaetura pelagica (chimney swift), 3849 nucleotides. RefSeq names its product kinesin family member 7 (gene KIF7). Gene Ontology annotation, molecular function: microtubule binding; ATP binding; microtubule motor activity. Bases 1 to 3849 code for a protein of 1282 amino acids. The record is from RefSeq and is a predicted model, not a curated record. Gene Ontology annotation, biological process: microtubule-based movement; mitotic spindle organization. NCBI's taxonomy places the organism in Eukaryota, Metazoa, Chordata, Aves, Apodiformes, Apodidae. The transcript has 17 exons.